Molecule: messenger RNA, 1548 nt
Organism: Drosophila serrata
Lineage: Eukaryota; Metazoa; Arthropoda; Insecta; Diptera; Drosophilidae
Gene: Arpc1
Product: Actin-related protein 2/3 complex, subunit 1A
Biological process (GO): Arp2/3 complex-mediated actin nucleation
Cellular component (GO): Arp2/3 protein complex; actin cytoskeleton
Molecular function (GO): actin filament binding
Source: RefSeq, a predicted model, not a curated record
AUUUUGUCACUGCAGAGUUUGGGUGUAUUUUAUGGGACAAACUGCGGUCACACUUGAUCUCUUCGGGAAAACCAGCCACUAUCCUUCAACGCUAGCUUAAUCGUGUAGACGGCCCAGAGUCCGCGAUUAAAACUAGAGCGAAGCGAAGCGCGCAGCCAGCGGAAACAACGCCCACUCGAACGCCAAACUCCGAACUCCCGGUGAGCCGCUAACUGAGGAAUAAUCUACGUGUGUGGUUGGAGUUGGAUCAAGACUGCAUUCCGAGUGCAUUUAGACCCCCCAACAUGGCCGAGACAUUCACUUUUGGCACCUCGCUGGCCUCAAUCACCUGCCAUGCGUGGAACAAGGACCGGACGCAGAUCGCCUUAUCGCCCAACAACCACGAAAUCCACAUCUACAAGCGGGAGGGCAGCGACUGGAAGCUAGCGGACGUGCUCAACCAGCACGAUCUCCGAGUGAUGGGCAUCGACUGGGCCAAGAACACCAACCGCAUCGUGAGCUGCGCCGCUGACCGAAACGCGUACGUGUGGACGCAGGGCGAGGACGGCAAGUGGAAGCCGACGCUGGUGCUGCUACGUAUUAACCGGGCAGCCACAUGCGUCAAGUGGUCGCCGGCGGAGAACAAGUUUGCUGUGGGUUCUGGAGCUCGCCUUAUCUCGGUGUGCUACUUCGAGUCGGAGAACGACUGGUGGGUGUCGAAGCACAUUAAGAAGCCCAUCCGCUCGACGGUCACCUCGCUGGACUGGCACCCGAACAACGUUCUCCUGCUGGCCGGCUCUACGGACUACAAGGUUCGCGUCUUCUCGGCGUUCAUUAAGGACAUUGAAGAGCCGCCGUCGCCGACCCCUUGGGGUAACCGCAAGCCUCUUGGCCAGCUGAUGGCAGAGUUCCGAAACUCGCUGACUUCAGGCGGCGGCUGGAUCAAUAGCGUGAGCUUCUCCAGCGACGGCAACAAGGUUUGUUGGGUGGGGCACGACAGUUGCGUCAGCAUUGCGGAUGCUACCAAUGGGAACACGGUGAUCCGCUGCCGCACGGGCUACCUGCCAUUCCUUUCCUGCGAGUGGGUCUCACCCACCUCCGUCGUGGUGGCCGGCUACAGUUGUGUACCUCUGCUAUACAGCUUGACCGCGGAUGGGAAGCUGGUGCUCAGCGGCAAGCUGGACAAGUCGCAGAAGCGUGAGUCCAGCGGCAUCACUGCCAUGCGCAUCUUCCAGUCGAUGGACCGCAACAUGCGUACGGAGAACACGGACACGGUGGUGGAUUCAAUCCACCAGAACGCCAUUACCAGCGUCCGCCUGUACGCCGGCGACAAGGACUGUGCCAGCAAGGUGUCCACCUCUGGCGUCGACGGCCAGCUGGUCAUCUGGAACGUCGAGCAGGGCGGCAUAAACGGCGGCAUGCGCAACCUACAGAUCUAGUUCAGAUCAAGACGGUCCAAAUUUACAUGUUAUUGUCGUCUGUUAGCGAGUAUGUUGGCGUUGGCCUGGCCAGGUGCGCAGUAUUUUGCCAAAAUGUUUUCCAAAAGCGCUUCUCCCAUUGUUUUGUACC